AAAACCAUGAAGGAAAAAGAAUCUCAGGUCAGAUUGUUAGAUGAGUAUGCACAGCACGUCCCUGCAUUAACAGCAGUGUCCCUGUGAUUUCUAACAGCACAGUCCAUUCUGGGGAUCCGAAGAGAGGGACAGUACCUGGCAGAGGUUGGAUCAGGAUAAUAGGACAUGUAGGACGUUCAGUGCAGCACUGUGACAUGGCAAGAGAAGGGAAUCCUGUCACAAUCCCACAUUUGUGAAGGGCUGAAUGGGUGAGGGUAUGAACAUCUCACCCAUGCCCGACAAUGAGAACUGUGUGGAGUGGACCAUCGAAGGAGGCUGGAUGCUACUGGAACAGCGAGUGGAGCACCUGGUACCUGCUUUCCUGGGUAGAGACCCCUGCUACCUCUUCACAUUCUUGAGAACAUACAGAGCUUUUGCUACCACCCCGCAGGUCCUGGAAAUACCGUUCAUGAGGGCCAUCUCCUCCAUCCUGGGCACCUGGCUGGAUCACUACCCCAAGGACUUUUUCCAAUCUCCAGACUUCACCAACUUGAAGCUGCUGCGGGCGUAUGUAAGGGUCCACAUGCCGGGCUCCGAGCUGCAGCGCCUCACCCGCCUUCUCUACUCAUGGCAGAAACACCCUUUGGCAGCAGCUCUAGAGCCACAUCCACACGUCCCUCGGGAGCGAGCCCCCGCUAUCCCUGUGGUGCCCACUGCAGCCUCGCAGCCCAGGCUGCCUGAAGCCACCAGUUCUCCUGGAGCUCAGCGCGUACGAGAAUCGGAGACCCUCACUACAGCGUCCCCACCAGGGCAGGAGGUACUCCCAGCUCUGGCUGACAGACAGGAGCUGGAAGAGCCACCUGCCCCUUUGGUGGCCCCAGAGCAUGAGCAGCCCUCAGCCCCAGCCGGCGGGGUCACGGAAGGGCUGGAGCAACCACCUGCUGCAGCUGAGCAACCAGCCUCAGCUCCCCAACAGCGGCUCAUGUCGGCCGCAGCCCCAAAGGAUGAAUUCCCUGACCUUGUCAUGGCGUUCGUUGUCAUUUUAGUAGUGGGUAUAGAGGUAUUUAGUGUCCUUAUGUACUACUGGUUUAUACAUAAAACAUAA
This is a messenger RNA of Neofelis nebulosa (Clouded leopard), 1084 nucleotides long. Its product is annotated as ral guanine nucleotide dissociation stimulator-like. The transcript has 4 exons. The record is from RefSeq and is a predicted model, not a curated record. The coding region runs from base 245 to 1084 and encodes 279 amino acids. NCBI's taxonomy places the organism in Eukaryota, Metazoa, Chordata, Mammalia, Carnivora, Felidae.